AUGGCGUCUUCUACGGGAAUGAACAAGAUCAAGGUCAAGAACCCAGUGGUGGAGCUUGACGGUGAUGAGAUGACCAGGAUCAUCUGGCAGGUCAUCAAGGACAAGUUCAUCCACCCAUACCUCGACAUUGAUCUCAAGUACUACGACCUUGGCCUGGAAUACCGUGAUGAGACCAACGACCAGGUCACUCUCGAUGCUGCCGAGGCUAUCAAGAAGUACUCAGUCGGUGUGAAGUGCGCGACCAUUACACCCGACGAGCAGCGUGUGGAGGAAUUCAAGCUGAAGAAGAUGUGGCUGUCGCCCAACGGCACCAUCCGAAACCACCUAGGAGGAACCGUCUUCCGCGCACCCAUCGUUAUCCCCGCCAUCCCCCGCCUUGUACCCAGCUGGAAGCAGCCCAUCAUCAUCGGCCGCCACGCAUUCGGCGACCAGUACCGCGCAAAGGACCGCGUCAUCGACACCGAGGGCACCCUGGAGAUGGUCUUCACACCCAAGGGCGGCAAGCCUGAGGUUAUCAAGGUCUACGACUUCCCUGCAGAGGGUGGUGUCGCUCAGACCCAGUUCAAGGACAUCUUCCAGGAGAUCUACGAGGCCCAGUACCGCAAGGAGUUUGAGGCUGCUGGCAUCUGGUACGAGCACCGCCUGAUUGACGACAUGGUCGCGCAGAUGAUCAAGAGCGAAGGUGGCUACAUUAUCGCUAUGAAGAACUACGACGGUGACGUCCAAUCCGACAUUGUCGCCCAGGGUUUCGGCUCUCUCGGUCUCAUGACCUCGGUUCUGAUCACUCCCGACGGCAAGACCUUCGAGGCUGAAGCCGCGCACGGCACCGUCACCCGCCAUUACCGCGAGCACCAGAAGGGUCGCGAGACUUCCACCAACCCCAUCGCCUCCAUCUAUGCAUGGACGCAGGGUCUCAUCAAGCGCGGCGAGCUUGACAACACCCCCGAGCUUGUUGUCUUUGCUGAGCAGCUGGAGAAGGCCUGCGUGGAUACCGUUAACGAGGACGGCAUCAUGACCAAGGAUUUGGCGCUCGCACAAGGAAAGAAGGACAGGAGUGCGUGGGUAACCACCAACGAGUACCUCGAUGCCGUUGAGAGGAGGUUGAAGGCGAGUUUGAAAGAAAAGCUUUGAGUUAUUUUGACGUCAACGUGAGCUGGUAGAUAUCAGAAGCCAUGAGCAUGUAGAUGGAGUCUUUGCUUACGAUAAUAUGUAGUCAAUGAACUAUCCUCACCUAUG
Messenger RNA from Parastagonospora nodorum SN15, 1236 nucleotides. RefSeq lists its product as hypothetical. The record is from RefSeq and is a predicted model, not a curated record. Gene Ontology annotation, molecular function: NAD binding; magnesium ion binding; isocitrate dehydrogenase (NADP+) activity. Gene Ontology annotation, biological process: isocitrate metabolic process. Gene Ontology annotation, cellular component: mitochondrion. NCBI's taxonomy places the organism in Eukaryota, Fungi, Ascomycota, Dothideomycetes, Pleosporales, Phaeosphaeriaceae. The coding region runs from base 1 to 1131 and encodes 376 amino acids. The transcript is spliced from 4 exons.